This is a messenger RNA of Anolis sagrei ordinatus, 4555 nucleotides long. It is a transcript of the gene CFAP251, whose product is annotated as cilia and flagella associated protein 251. NCBI's taxonomy places the organism in Eukaryota, Metazoa, Chordata, Lepidosauria, Squamata, Anolidae. Gene Ontology annotation, cellular component: sperm flagellum. The record is from RefSeq and is a predicted model, not a curated record. Gene Ontology annotation, molecular function: protein binding.
AUUUCUCCCUAAACGACGAACCUCUGACUUUGCUGGGACAAGGUUCUGCAGGCGUUGCAUGUUACCUGCUUGCAUAACAAAGCCAGCUAAGGUGCCAUCUUUGAAGUGACUGAUACUCCGUCCAAGUUUCAAUCUGACAACCUUUUUUGGGAUGUUACAAAAGAGCAGCAAAUAAUUACUGAUAUUAUUUUUCAGUGGUCUUUGCAGGGAGGCAUUUGCGGGCUUGGUAUUUUUUGCCUGAGGCGCCCAAGCAACAGCUGGCCGUGGGGACUUGGCAUGCUUUUGGGGAUCGUGGGUGGAAUGUGUGCCUUGCCUCAGGCUCCCAAAUGUCUUGGGUCAGGAGCUAGGCUGAAUAUAAACAACAUGUAGCUGGUCUCAAGCUCUGGACACAAGCAGUUUCAGCCCCCAAAUUUAAAAAGUUACCCAUUGUGUCAGGCAGCCAAUUUGCGGCCUGUCGCUCUUGGGCAGUUGCCUGUUGCCAUGGGAACGGGAAUCCGAUGCAAACAGUUGGCGUGCUUCUGCAGCUGCUGCUCUGCUUGGCACGGGGACCGGCAGGUGAGUUGGGGAGAGACAGGUGAGGCUGAAUCAAAGGGGGAACGGGCGCUGUGUCAGCGCCAAGCCUCGGAAGGGCAUUCCCAGUAUUUGUGCUUUUUGGACACUUGAGAUUCCACUCAGCUACAGAAGUGUACUCCUUCUGGAGAAUUUUUUAAUUGCAGGAUCAGGAUGUGUGGGACUCCAACUUUUAUCACUCCUAGCCACCACUGACUGCUGGCUGAAGGUGAUGAGAGUUGUAGCCGACCCAGAGGUUGGCAUUGUGCCUGUCCUCUCACUGUCAUAGAAACACUGACUUGCAACUGUUGUUCAAACUUUAUUUCUUCAUCAUAGAGAUUGUUUUAAUAGAGCACAUAGAUGGAGGAAGAUGCCAGUAAACCGGAAACCCCUCCGGGGGUGGCAUCGGCAGAAGCAGGAGCUGAGAGGCAAAGUGAGGAGAGGGAGUUGGCAGAUGAUACUCCAGAGAAGACUGACUCACCCAUCCAGGACACACAAGAGCCAGGGAAAGGGACCCCGGAUUCUGCAGGAUCCAUGGAAGCAACCCAAAAGGGCGAUCUUCCGGAACAGGCUCCACAAGCCAGUGUCUCUCCAGAUCCUCCACAAACAUCUAAAGAAAAGCAUGAGGCAAAGGCCAGGCUCGCAGUUCGAGAAGCCCAAACUCCCAAAGAGAAGCCGCCUUCCCCUUCCCCCAAAGAGAAGGGCCGCAAAACUCCAGAAAGGGCCACAGGUCCUACGGCCAGCAGAGAGGAGGCUCACAACCCCGGCAUCAAGGGUGAGAAAGAACAAGGAGGCCAAACAGGAUUGGAAAAAGGCCAAGAGAGGAAGCAAAAGCAAGAAGCAGGUCUUGUGGCCCCCUCCCACCAAAGUCCCAGGAGUCCAGAGCGGGCCAGAAGUCCAAAGGAGCCUCCUUCUUCACUGGCUGACAGCCCCACAAGCAGGGACGCUCAGGGCAAUCCUCAGAUGAACCAAGAGGUUAGCCUUGUCCCCCGGCCCCCGGAUGCACUCAUCAGCAGUCAAGAAACGAGUGUCCAAACAACCCAAGAGGAGAGCAAACCAUCCAAAAGACAAAUUAGUUUCUCUCUGAGUCCAGCGGAGGAGGAGAAGUCCAUCGUGUCGACAGCUGUCCCAGGCAUGAUGUUUGAAGACGAGAGCAGGCCGCUUGCUGACCAUCCACUUAGUUUGUCUUGGGUUUUUGGCUACGACAACAAACUCCCCGUUUUCAAUUUGCUCGAUGAAGACCGCAGGGUGAUUCUGUAUGUUGCUGGUCACACUGCCGUGAUCCAUGACAUUUUCAGGAACAAGCAGUACCUCCUCCAGGGACACUCGAGUUGUGUUUCUUGCAUCUGUCUCAGUGAAGACAAGCGAUGGAUAGUAACUGCUGACCGGAGCCCAGAGAGCUUGAUUAUCAUUUGGGAUGGCUAUUCUGCGGUCCCGGUGCACACGAUAUUCGAUAGUCACCCAGGAGGCGGAGUCAGUGCCAUCGCCAUUUCCCACGAUUCCCUGUUUGUGGCAACAGUUGGAGCCGAGGAAGUGCAGAAAACUCGUAUUUGGGACUGGACCUCAGGGGAAACAACUCCUUCCUGCAGUGUAGACCUCCUGCCCGAGUACGGCUUCCAACAUUACAUUGCAUUUAGUUCAAAAGACCAUAAUGAACUGGUCAGCAACAGCGAAACUCAAGUGAUAUUCUACAUGCGGGAUUGUGAUGUCUUGCACUACUUUGCUCCUGUCCUAACAGAGAAAACCUUUGACCGGAGCGUGGGGUUGUUCAGCCAAUCGUUGUUCCAUUUCAGCACUGCCCAGGCCAUCACUGGCACGAUGGAAGGCAAGAUGGCGCUCUGGGGUCCAAUCCCACCUCCUUCCAGGGACCCCGCUUUGAGCGUGAAGCCCUAUAACAUGAAGGUCAUCAAGCUGGUGCACUUGCAGAGGGAAGGCAUCUCGGUGUUGGCCAUUACAGAUGGGAAUUUUGUAACCUGUGACAUCAAGGGGCGUGUGAAGUUCUACGACGGAAAUCUACAGCUGGUGCAUUGGUACAGCCACCUGAAAGUUGGGCCCAUCCGCUCCAUUUCCUUCAGCAGGCACCCACCGUGCCCUGUGGAUGUCACCAAGUUCCCCAUGUCUUGCACCUUAUCAGGUGCACCUUUCAUUCUUAGGAAUUUUAUUCUUUCCACGUCAAAUUCAUUAGUGGUCCAUAUCAAGCCCGAGGGUUUAAAAAUCAGCAAAUGCCUGGAGGAGCCCAAAGAUGUUGUUCAUGCCAUUGCCUGCCAUCCGAACAAACCCCUCAUGGCCAAGGGGAGUUUUUGUGGUCUUCUGAAAGUGUGGCACUACAAGCUCGACAAAUACCUGGUCAGCCGAAUCUUUAAGGGCGACAGUAUCCAGGCCCUUUGUUAUAACCAUGAUGGCUCCUUGCUGGCAGUCGGCUUUGCUAGCGGAACCAUUCGCCUUCUUGAUUCGAUCUCUUUGGAGAACGACCACCCAGAACCGAUGAAGUUUUCAAAAGGCUCCAUUACCAUCAUUGCCUUCUCACAUAAGUCCCAGUAUUUUGCCACUGCUGAUGAAAAACUUUCAGUGAAUGUCUACAAGCAGUUUAUGAAAGAUGGGCAGAAAGUUUGGGACCUCCUGGCGGCGCUGCAUUCCCACUGCCGGCCCAUCCGCAGCCUUCUCUUUGGAGUGCAGUUGGACAGCGAUGAACCCAGGCUGUUGAGCCUUGGGGAAGACAAACUUCUGGUGGAGUAUGACCUGGAAAAGACCACCCGCUACAACCUGGCCGUUCACCAAAGGCUCCGCAUUGAGCAGGGAGCCAUCCCCAAGUGUCUCACCUGGCACCCGCCUCUCACAACGGAACACUUUUUACUCACGGCCAGUGAUGAGUAUAAAAUGAAGAUGUACAACGUGACCACAAAGAUGUGCAGAAAGACUGUCCUGGGACCCACAUACGGUUCGCCCCUUGAGAAGAUCCUGGUCCUUCCGCUCGAAGAAGGCCGUGACCCUCAGAAACGGUAUCUGGCCUACAUUACCACAGAUAAGGUCGGUCUGCAGGUCUUGCCUGUGGAUGGGAACCCACACAAGUCCUGCACUGUCAUUUGCCACCCUACUGGCGCCUCCAACCUGGCCUGCUCUUAUGAUGGGUGCCACCUCUUCACGGCCGGGAGCCAUGACUUCACCGUGAUGAAAUGGGAUGUUAAUUUAAGCGCCCUAGAAGCCGUUGUCUUUCUGGGCGGGAAAGAUUUAAUCCCGUUCUACAACCUCCUGGAGGGUGGCAGAGAAGGCCUGUUUUUCAAGGAACUGGAAGAUUAUUUUUAUUAUGCUCAGUUGAUCCACCAAGGGAUCAACACCAUGGAGCCCAGAAAGGUGUCUACGCACAUCCCGCUGGAACAGAUUCCUUCCGUCAUGCGAGCGAUGGGCUUUUUCCCGACUGAAGAUCAGAUUGAAAAUAUGUUGAAUGAAGUCAAAUUCAGUGAAUACCUGGAGACUGGAAAGCAAGUGACCAGCAUCAAUUUGGGGGACUUUAUCAAGCUUUACAUAAAUCACCGGCCAGCGUUUGGGCUGUCGAGGAAUGAAAUACAGCGUGCCUUUCACAUCCUGGGCUACGAGGAUGAGAACGGAGAAGCUACCAUCAACAGGGAUGAGCUGCUUUUGCUGCUUCAAAACACAGGAGAGCAUUUCACAGAAACUGAGCUGACCGAAUGCCUCACCACUUUGUUGGGGGUAAAUCCAGAGGGGGGCCGCGGCGAGGUUGGUACCUACGACCCCACAGGUGCUGAUUUAUUUAUUGAGGAAGAUAUUCCAGAAGAAAUCACAGCAACGCAUUUCACCAUGCACCUUCUGGGCCUUCCGAUGCCUGAACCCACUUUGGGAGAGUCAGAAACUCCCAACAGCAGUAAUCUGUCAUAGAAUGCCUUUAGAGGUUCUCACUCUUUUUUAUUCAUCGCUCUAACUAUGUUGUCUGUAAGCCUCUCUAGAAAUUAUAUCUAUUUAAUCAAAAAUAUCUCAUUCACUAAAACAA